Acanthosepion pharaonis is the source of this 912-nucleotide messenger RNA. Lineage: Eukaryota; Metazoa; Mollusca; Cephalopoda; Sepiida; Sepiidae. The record is from the annotation of a GenBank genome assembly.
AUGUCAGUACCACGAGAGCGAAAUUUACGAAUUAUUUAUUUUACCUCUAUAACUCGUUUUACAGUUCCAAAGAAAAAACCAAUAAUGGGCAAAAAAGGGAUCAAGAUUUUUCUCUUCAUUGUCAAUACACUUUUCUUUAUUAUUGGACUUGUUGUCUUUAGCAUUGGGGUCUGGACCACGUCUGAUAAAAUUUUUCUCUCAGACAUCAUUGGUUCAAAUCUUUAUGCAGCUGCUUCUUACAUGUUAAUCAUUUCAGGAUUCAUAAUUCUUGUUGUUGCCGUUUUUGGUUGCGUCACCACUUGGAAGGAGAUGCGAUAUGGCAUUCUGCUGUAUUUUGUGAUUUUGUCUUUGAUUUUCAUCUUCAUGAUUGUCGCGUCAAUUUUGGCCGUUGUCUUCCGAGGGGAGUUGCAAGAUGUAAUGUCAAAAGCAAUGGGAGAAACAAUCCAAAAACAAUAUGGUGUCAACAUUCAGCACAAUGAAGAAAAUCAAGCUAUAACCAAAUCUUGGGAUGAAACGCAGCAAAAGCUUCAUUGUUGCGGAGUAGAAAAUGAAGGCUGGGAGAUUUAUCAAGAAUCUUUGUGGUAUCGAAAUCAAAAAGGAGAUGAUAAACCAUUUGUUCCGGAAUCUUGUUGCAAAAAUGUACAUGUGAACAGAAUCCAGAGGUUGAAACAGUGCCAAAAGUCAAGGAUGGGACCACCUGGAACUCCUUCAGGUGCCAAAAAUGAUUACCUUUUUUAUCAAGGUUGUUACGAUGCUGGCUAUAAAUUUGUGAUGGACCAAGCAGGACUCCUUUUGGCAAUUGGUUUCUCAUUCUCAGUUAUUUUGAUUGCUGGCCUUGUUUUAUCUAUGUGUCUGUAUAGAUUUAUACAACGUCCCCCAAAUGAAGAGGAAGAGAAGAGUGCCCCUCUGUAG